Messenger RNA from Aspergillus campestris IBT 28561, 498 nucleotides. RefSeq names its product S26 family signal peptidase. The record is from RefSeq and is a predicted model, not a curated record. Gene Ontology annotation, molecular function: serine-type endopeptidase activity. Bases 1 to 498 code for a protein of 165 amino acids. NCBI's taxonomy places the organism in Eukaryota, Fungi, Ascomycota, Eurotiomycetes, Eurotiales, Aspergillaceae. The transcript has 2 exons. Gene Ontology annotation, cellular component: membrane; signal peptidase complex.
AUGCUUACUCGGCGAAUUAUAGGCCUAUGUCUAAGGGCUUCACUCGCUCUAGCGGUUCCUAUCAUGUUUUGGAACGCGUUGACAAUCAUCACCGGCUCCACGCAUCCCAUAAUCGUGGUCAUCUCAGAGUCAAUGUCCCCGACCUUUAAUCGCGGCGACAUUCUAUUUCUAUGGAAUAGACAACCCUGGAUCCAAGUCGGCGAGAUUCCAGUUUGCUGGUUCAAGGGCCUACCGCUUCCAAUGGUCCACCGUGCUGUUCGAACGGUGGUUCUAGAUACCAUGAGACAAGGUAUUAUGACGAAGGGUGACAAUAACGUCGUGGACGACACGCUGCUCUACCCUGCUGGAAAGGAGUUUCUUGGUCGUGAAGAGAUCAUCGGGGUUGUCAAGGGAUCUGUUCCAUGGCUAGGUUGGGUGGCUAUAUUGCUGCAAGAUUAUCCCCAGAUUAUGCAGUUGGGAGGAGGUGCUUUACUGCUAGGGAUUGCUCUGUUCGCCUAA